This is a messenger RNA of Fopius arisanus, 5800 nucleotides long. It is a transcript of the gene SCAP, whose product is annotated as SREBP cleavage activating protein. Gene Ontology annotation, molecular function: protein binding; sterol binding. The record is from RefSeq and is a predicted model, not a curated record. The coding region runs from base 593 to 4540 and encodes 1315 amino acids. The transcript has 9 exons. Gene Ontology annotation, biological process: SREBP signaling pathway; regulation of cholesterol biosynthetic process. Gene Ontology annotation, cellular component: SREBP-SCAP complex; endoplasmic reticulum membrane; Golgi membrane. NCBI's taxonomy places the organism in Eukaryota, Metazoa, Arthropoda, Insecta, Hymenoptera, Braconidae.
UAUUUACUUUUUAAUGGGGCGGGAUUUGGUAUUUAUGAGAGGUCAAUGGAAAGAUGUGGGUAAUGAGAGAAUUGGCGGUGGUCGGGGGUUUUAUCAAUUGAUUUGACGGCUGUGCGAUUGUGAUUUUAUUAACCAGUACUCACUGUGGCCUUGUCGCUAAUUUUAUUCGUGAUUCGUUUAAGGGUCAUCUUGCGGCUUUUUAAUUUAUUUAUUUCUGAGGGUUUUUGGUGAUUGUGAUAAUUGGAUGGUUUUUAAUGAAUUUUUAAGCUCAUGUUUUUCGGUGAAUACGGAAUUAUCUGCGUUAUGGACAAUCGAUGGAAUAUCGGGAGAAUGUGAUUAAAAAACAAAUUGGAAAAUUAAUUUGAAUUUCAGAUUCUUUCGACUGUCUGCAAUCGGGCGAGUAUUUUAAUUUCGGCGUUUUAAUAGACACGUUGUGAUGUAAUCAAAAAUAGAUAAAAGUGGAAAUGGGAGUCGACGAUUUCCAAGAGACAUUAACUUAUGUUGAUUAUAAAAAUGAUCUUCAAUUAUCAAAUCGCUGAAUAGCAGAGUCUCUUAACGAAAAGAAAUGUUAACGAGGUAGCCUUGAGGUGAAAUGUCCCGAAGCCUGCCAGAUAGAGUGGCAGGGGUGUAUUAUGCCCAUGGCCUUUUCUGCUCGUCACAUCCAAUUGCAGCUCUUUCACUAGCAAUUACAGUCGUUCUCCUAUGCUGUUAUCCACUAGUGAAUCUGCCUAUGCCAGGCAAUGCACCAAGAACAGUGAUAAAUCAGACAAUUGGUAUUUCCAAUGGAACCGAGAGUUCAUCACUGUACGUCCAGCAAGUUGUUUUGAGGACGGGAGUUAUCCCAUGGAGCAGCGAUCUCGCAUUAUCCGAUGCCUUUCGAGGCCCUCUCUACGAGGUCUUCAAUCUCCUGGAGAUUAUCCAGAAUUAUCAGGACCCAGAAACAUUGAAAACACUUGGCCAAGUGUGUUUGCACAUCGAGGCUGUGAAAAAACGAAGUGCAAAUUCAAAGAAACCCGAGAUACUUCCUGAAUACAACUGUUUAAUCCUGUCGCCAGCUAAUUUCUGGCAACAGAGCAUCGAGUUAUUCAACCAGGAUAAUGACGUUAUUGGAACGAUAUUCUCCUACCAGAAUCUACAGAAGGGCAAAAUAAGCCUUGCUGAAAUGCUCUUUGGUAUGAAUCUCAAAGAAACUGGUGUUAAACGGUAUCCAGUACGUGUCAGACAGAGAGUACUUCAAUAUGCAGUUACUAUAUUCCUGAAAGAGUACGAUCCUAGAUUCAUCGAGGGUUUAAAAACAAGAUUGACAGCCUACUACUCCCUUCAUCAGUCUCCAAAAGCUGAGUUACGCCCUCAAACAGACGAAACCCUUCACAUUUUCUAUCCGGGUGAAUUUAACUACAAUGACUUCUUUCCUCUUAUGAUGACGUUCUUUGCUCUUUUCAUUUACGUUUAUUUCUCGGUGAGAAAAAUGGAAUUGAUAAAAUCUAAAAUUGGUGUGGCCUUCAGUGCGACAGUAACCGUGAUAUCCUCACUGUCAAUGACAGUAGGAGUCUGUUUCUUCUUCGGUUUGACACUCAGUCUCAGUGGCAAAGAGAUAUUUCCAUAUAUGGUGGUGAUAGUAGGUCUGGAGAAUGUUUUGGUCCUGACGAAGAGUGUCGUGAGCACUCCAACACACCUAGAUGUUAAAAUAAGAGUGGCUCAGGGUCUCUCGAAGGAAGGCUGGUCCAUAACGAAAAAUCUACUGACAGAAGUGACAAUUUUAACAAUUGGACUCUUCACUUUCGUCCCGGCAAUCCAGGAGUUCUGUAUUUUCGCCAUUGUCGGGCUUCUCAAUGACUUCUUCCUGCAAAUGGUCUUCUUCUCGACGAUUCUUGCCAUGGAUAUUCGAAGAAUGGAGCUGUCAAGUGACAACUCACGGUUCCAAUUCACUCAUAUUCCUGCCACGAGGAAACAGCAGUUCACUACUAUAGUCCCUAAUAAAAAGCCCAAUUUCUUCAGGUCCAAGUCACAUCCCAGGCUCAAUGGAAUGACAGGACCCACAAAUAUCAUUGCACCAACUACCCAGAACACUCAGACGCUCGUGAAAAUACCCAAGAGGCUGAGGCUUGUUCACUUCUGGGCGAGAACUAGAAUCUUCCAGCGGGCUUUCAUGGUUUGGAUGGUCGUGUGGAUCUCCAUGAUCAUUUACAAUUCUGGAAUCAUUGAGCAUUUGAUUCAUCUCAGUGACACCCUUAAAGCUGACAGUGACAUCGAGAGCUACACGAUGGAGAGGCCACACACGCUUAAAAGUUACGUCGAAUUCAAGAAACUGAAGCCAAUGAUCGUCACCUCCACGAGUCCUCCUAGUAUUGUUAAUGAACUUCCCAAUCCAAACAACAUAACAGAGGAUUUAAAGAAACUCCGUCCACUAGAUUUUCCCCCGUGGAAUCGUCUCUCUCUUUAUCACUGGUCCUCGAUCCUCACGAUGUACAACAUCUCCACAGCAGGUGAACAAAUAACAGUCCUCCCAGCGAUAAAAAUAUCCCACGCGGUAAAUCCUCAAUUAUCACGACGAAUCAGCAAUCCAAAUGACGUACAGCAUUUUCAAUGGCAGAGCUUGGCAACGGCUGCCCUUGAUCCCCUGGACUUUUCAGAUAUCGAAGUUCCCUCUAGAUCAGAAAGUCGUGGAUUCAAUACAGACGCUCCCUUCGUUCCUUCGAGUCCCAUGGAGAUUUUCCUGGCAGCUCUACUCUGUCUAAUCAGCGUUAUAGUAGUUGCCUACACAAUGGUAGUUCUCUAUCGGUGUAUCUGUACUCGUAAUUACGCAGAGUGGCGAGCAAGCUGGCACCAGCAGGAUAAAACCCAGGACUCAUCCACCCAACUGGUCCUGGAGGCCCUUCCACUAGUGCUGGAGGGUCACUCCCAGGAGGUAGAGUGCAUCGCCACAGAUGGUGACACAAUAGCCAGUACAUGUCUAGCUGGUCACAUAAAAAUAUGGGACGUCACCACUGGGGAUAUGCUGGCACACAUUGAUAGAAAGAAAUUUCUCAAUUCCAGCCAGAGGGACCUCAGUAAUCCCACCCCUGAUGAUGAGUUGAUGUCAGAUUAUGAGAGUGGAUCACCUCCAUCUCGAGGUGAAAUAGAGGGCAACUCCUUUGGGCUCUACUCCUCGCCUGGGGGACGACAAAAGUACUCUCCAGGUGGGAACUUUCCCAAAAACUCUCAAGGAAGAAAGAGACACUCCAUGAACUCUUUAGAUUACGAUUACCAGAUCGAGUGCUCGAGUGACAAAAGGAAAAUGUCGAGAAAUCUCCACUCUUUCGAGUUUCCUGACCUGAGACCCUCAAUUAACACCAAAUUCUCAACGAUGAGGUUCCAACCGAAACAGGAGUGUUAUGAGAAUGGUUUUGACUUCGGUAAUGACUACAAGCAGUUGUUCGAUCAGUUCAGAAGAUCUAACGAUGACGUUCACAAGUGCGUGGGGAGUGAAGUGAUUAAUACCUGUGGAGGGCUUGGUAAAUUUGAAUUAAAUGACAGUGCAACGUCUCUCAGCACUGAUAGAACAGUGCAGACUGUGCAGAACGUUGCACCGAUCUGGUGCAUCGAUUAUCAAGAGAAUAUUCUAGUGGUGGGGUGUGCCAAUGGAGUUCUGGAGUUUUGGGAGGGAAGCACAGGGCGAUUCAAGUGUUUCUUCGAUGAUGGAAGUCGAUUGGGGAUAUCGUCAGUGAAACUCGUGGGUUGUAGGGUUGUUGCGGCUAAGCUCAAUGGGUCCGUGGACUUUUUGGAGCUCGAGAGAUACAGCGAGGGACAUCAAAUUGAUUGGGGAUUUACUUCUGGGAGGAGAACACACGUGAGAACUGGAAGUGCUGGCUCCCCCAUGGACAUUGGGGGAUUUCCUCAAGUCGAGGAGGAUCUCAGGUGCCUCAAAAAGGGCUCUCACAGGGCUCAUCAGCAGGCUAUCACUGUUCUUGAUAGCGAGGGAGGAAGAGUGCUCACUGGAAGCCAGGAUCACACCCUCAAAGUGUUUAGACUAGAAGACCAACAACCACUUUAUACUCUUCAUGGACACUGCGGUCCCAUUUCUUGUCUCUUCAUCGACCGCAUGAGUCCCAUGACAUCUGGUAGUGGUUCCCAGGAUGGACUUCUCUGUGUCUGGGAUUUAUUAACAGGUACGUGUAUGUAUAGCAUACACGCACACGAUGGUGCUGUGGCGGCAAUAACUUGUUCAGCCUCGUACGUGAUAAGCAUUGGUACAGAUGAACGUCUCUGCGUUUGGGAGAGAUUUCAGGGUCAUUUACUUCAUGCCCUACCGGCUCACAGGGCAGCCUAUAGUCUUCAAUUAGUCAUGCUGACACAUCAAUUACUCAUAACUAGCAAUCAGGGUUCUCUGGUCGUUUGGGACGUUCGAACGGGUGAACCCGUGAGAGAAGUACGAUUAGAUCAUAAAGACAGUUGUGUUUACGUUAAACAAAUGAUUGCACUUAGGGACAGCAUUGUUUGCGAUUUUGGACGACAGUUGCGAAUAGUCAGAUUUCCCUUAGUCUCUGAUAAGUUGGACUGAACAAUUUUUAUCAUAUAUUUUAUUAAAAACAAUAUAAGGAACUACUGUAAAUAGAGAAUUUCCUUCGUUUAAUUAGUUGCUUUGACCUUCUGCCUAUCUCAAAUCGUACGCUUCUUCGAUUUCUCCUAUUCAAUAAUUAAUGUUGUUACUGGUUAUCAUUGAGAGUAUGGUCAUGAAUAUUAUUGGUGAAAUUUAGAUAAUUUUAGGCGACCGGCUGUGCAACAUAAUGAUGAUAGUUUUAUCAGUACUAAAGCCAGAUAUGAAUCAUCCAUUUUAUUUCGUAAAUUGAGAAAGACAGAGUUUUUUUUUCUAAUUUGUCGGGUGGUUAUUGAUGAAAAUAUAUUUAUCUAUUGAAUAUUGCCAAUUUAGAGUAAAGUCUUGGAAAAAUUGUGAGAUAUUGGAUGUUUUUAAAUGUAUAUCGAGUGAAUGGGGAUUGUGAGAAACAGAAUCAAAUUUUUUGGGAAUAAUUCAUAAUUUUAUAGCGAUAAGUUCAUAUUGAAUUUUUAGAAAUCGAUGAAAAUACGCCUGGCAUCACUUAAUUUAUAAUUUCGCAUUUUUAAUGUUUGAGAGUGCCUUUAUACGAUCCGUCACCUUGUUUUCGUUACUUCAUCACUUGAAUUCAGUAGUAAUAUACUUCACGAACAAUUGCGUCAGACAAUGCGUCUGGUUUAUUUUUCAUACUUGAUAAUACAUAUAAAUACGAAAAAGACGAACCCGAUUGAAGAUUUUAUAUGAAUUUAAACAGCCCGAAAUAAUAUUUUGAUAAGCAUUAAUUUAAGAAUAUUGCGGGGUUCUAUAAUUAGUCUUAACUCGAUUAUUCAGAUUGAAAAUAAAGUGUACCCGGCAUCAUCAAUAAAAAUAUAUUUUUAAAGGGUGUGGUAGCUGAUAAUCGGUGAGAGUAAAAAAUAGAUUAUCUGAAAAUCCUCGAGAUCGCGGUGACAGAUACAACAAAAAAAUCGUGCUGAUUUUAGACUGAAUAUAGAUUCAAAGCCGAAGAAAUGAUGGGAAAAGAAACAAAUAGAUAAUUGUCAUCGAUCACACUGUGUCUUUGAUACGAGAACAUUUUUUUACUGAGAAAUCAAUGUAUGUCGUAGAAUUAAUAUUUUCAUCGACCAAAGUGAAUGUUAAACGAUCGUACUUGCGAAAUUAUUUAAUUAUUAAUAUUUUUAGGUUUUAAUAUUAUUCAAUUUGUUUGUGACAGCAACUAGAGCCGACCCGCGUGAAUUUUUGUAUUUAUUAAUUUAAUAAUAAAUUUAGAUU